AUGUCGUGCACAGCCAUCAGACUACGUCAAUUUAUAGAUCCUACACCCUACCUACCUCCAGGCACUGUUAUUCGUCAAGGAAAGGACAUUCAAGGGUUCUAUCCUGGGCAACUAGGACGGGUACAUAAGGCAUGCAUGCCUGAAAUAGCUCCAGGACCUUUCAUAAAACUGCACCCAGCUCCAGUUCAGCAUGAAGUUGAAACUCAGUACCAACAUGACUUUGAUAAUUUAACUCUUCAGGGGCAUGUCCUUUUUCAAGGGACAAUGAAGAAGGCAAUGAAUGACUGGUACAAGCAAACCACGUACAAAGAAGAAUUUGCACUGCCAUUUUACAAUAUGGACCAUGCUGAGGAUAAAUACACACCAAGAACUGAUCCUGGACCACUGACAAUCUGGAGAAGCAUUGCUGAUCCAAAAAAAGUAACCUGCCCUUGCUUGUGAGAAGUAUUUCAGCUGAGCAUUAAGAAAAUAAAAGCAACCCAUUGACAUUAAUCCCAUUUACAUGAGACUUUCAGAAGUCUGCUUCUGUUAAGCUAUACUGUAUCAUUUUACAUUGUAGUUUGUGUUGGUGAUGCUGCUUGGAAACUUUAAUCAAGUUUUAUCUCUGAAUAUAUGGAUUACUUUGUACAAUGGAAACAACAGUUGGGAAUCAAGAUACUUAAUUCCCCAGUACAUGUUCUUGUUAGCUGUGCAUUUUGGGAAUAUAGUAAUCUUAUUUAGUUACAUCAAGGGGAGAAUAGUCUAUUCAGGGGGAGGACAAUUGCAGAGACCAGCACCCAAGGCCUCUAGGAGUCCUUCCCUGUCCCACAUGGCUGUGACAAGUAACAGCACUGGCUGUGUGCUGGCAGUUGAAGAAACCUCAAAGGUUGUAAAAUAAAGACAAUCAGCCAUUUUAUUAAAAAAAAUAAAUUGUUCUUCCACCAAAGAGGGAGCUUUGUUGCAAUACAUGAUACUCUUGAAAUCUAACAUUAUACACCUACAAAUUCAGCUGUUGUAAGAAGCAAUGGAAAGCUUAAUAUAGGGCCCACUUACCCCAUUCUCCUAUGAAGCAACUCAAGGGAGGGUGCCAAAGCUGCAGGAAAAUAGAAGUGAACAUAGAUCUUUUUCUACAACA
This is a messenger RNA of Trachemys scripta elegans, 1114 nucleotides long. RefSeq names its product chromosome 3 C1orf100 homolog (gene SPMIP3). The record is from RefSeq and is a predicted model, not a curated record. NCBI's taxonomy places the organism in Eukaryota, Metazoa, Chordata, Testudines, Emydidae. The transcript is spliced from 4 exons. Bases 1 to 441 code for a protein of 146 amino acids.